AUGUUGUCACCGCCGCAUGAGAAGAUGAAAUUGGAUCCGUCGCCGCCUCCGUCGUUGUCUAUAUUGUCGGUACCAAAUGAAGUGGCUCUGGAGUACCUGUCUCUGGUCUCGAGAUCGGACCAUGCGGCCUUGUGUGCCGUCUCCAGGAGUUAUCGGUCUCUAGUGGGUUCGCCUCAUCUCUACGAGAUCCGAUCUCUGAUGGGUCGCACCGAGACAUACGUCUAUGUAUGCAUAAGAGCCCCUCCUCCGGGCCCAAGCCCACGGUGGUAUAUCCUCCGCCGCAGAGAAACCUCCUCCGAUCUGAUUCCGAUCCCUUCGCUCCCCUCCCAGGCUCAGGAGUCAUCCUCCGUGGUGGUGGUGGAUUGGGGGAUCUAUGUAAUCGGUGGAUUGACAAAGGGGAAGGCCACCUCCGAUGUGUUUCUCUUGGAUUGUAGGACGCACAAGUGGCGUCAAGUCCCUUCCAUGAGAUUGGCUCGAGCUAACGCUGCUGCUGGAGUCGUGGACGGGAAGAUUUACGUGUUAGGAGGCUGCAAGUUCGACUCGGGGGAGCUAUUUGAUCCAAAGACUCAAACUUGGGAUUCUUUGAAACCGUUUCCGGAGGAGCUUGAGCUCCAUGGUCGGUAUAUCCAUGACAGCUUUGUGCGUGAUCAAAAGGUUUACGCAGUGUGUGGAAAAAUUGAUGGUACUGAUACAACAUUUUACUACUCGCCGAGAGAAGAUAAUUGGGGAAGAGGGAAUAGUCGUAGCUCGUUAGGAAACGCAAGGGAUUGGUGUAGGGUUGGUGAUUUGCUCUACUCUAUUAGUAGAGACGGCACUAUUUAUUGGUGUGAGCCAGAGGAGUUGGAUUGGCGUGAACCAGAGGGGAUGGUAACUAAAGAGGUCAAGGGUUUGGACUCUCUCAAGAAGAGUCUCUCUUGUUCCAGACUCAUCUUCUUUGAUCACCAGAAUGUGCAUCUCUGGGAACAGUUUAGGAAAGUCUACAAUGGUACUUUUAGGAUCCCGGAGGUGAUGGAUUUACUUCCCGGGGCCAGACUCACCACCUUUGGCCCCAACAUGUUACUCUUCUGGAGCGUACUCGUGGGAGAUCGUCUUCAGAUUUCCUGUGCGGAGAUCUCCUUGGAGAGGCAAGGCCAAGGAGACGAGGUUCGGGGAAAUAUCGAGUCGACUAGUGUUGUCCUCACCGUUGAUCCUUUCGACUACGGCUACAAGGUUUUGUAUUCGGCUUCGGUCCUUGUUUAA
Arabis nemorensis is the source of this 1239-nucleotide messenger RNA. NCBI's taxonomy places the organism in Eukaryota, Viridiplantae, Streptophyta, Magnoliopsida, Brassicales, Brassicaceae. The record is from the annotation of a GenBank genome assembly.